This is a messenger RNA of Ylistrum balloti, 3052 nucleotides long. Its product is annotated as TBC1 domain family member 19-like. Bases 201 to 1772 code for a protein of 523 amino acids. NCBI's taxonomy places the organism in Eukaryota, Metazoa, Mollusca, Bivalvia, Pectinida, Pectinidae. The transcript has 17 exons. The record is from RefSeq and is a predicted model, not a curated record.
UCAGAAUACUACGUCGUUCAGUUGUUAAUAUAAAGUAGUAAUAUAUUUAUUAUAUAGUUGAAAUAUACUAGAACUUGAGUUAUGCGUGUCAGAUUCUAGUAUCUUUCAGCCAACGGUUUAUCCUGUUGCUAAGGACUCCAUAGGCCUUCUUGGUAGCCUAUCCGAGUACCCUUUAGCUUGGCAUAUCCUUUUCAACCAAGAUGGGAGAACCGCCUUUGGCACAAGCUUAUAUGAAGGAGCUGAUACAUGAAUUAAAGUCAUCAAAAUUGUACACUGACUUACAGAAUGCAGCACAGGUAGAAGUAGCAAAAACACACCUUAGAUUAUCUGAUGUGAGGAAAGGUGUUCAAACAGGUCUUGUCAACUCGGGGUGGGACAGGAAGCUGAGGAAUGCAAUAUUCAAAUAUAUUCAAUGUCACCCAAAGAUACCAUAUCCUCUUCCUCCUGUUGAGCAUUUGAAAGAACCCUUGUUAUACCUUAGAAAAGCACAGCAAAAUUGGGAAAAAAGAAUAUUGAAAAGUUUAAACAGCAUGUGCACGGAGUUAAACAUGCCUCUAGCCAGGAAAAGACCUGAAAAAGACCAAAGGGACAUUAUCCACAGAUGGACAGAACUGGGAACAGAUGGUCCAGAUUUGACCCAAAUUCGUCCUGUUUAUGCACCAAAAGAUUUUCUGGAGGUGAUCAUAGGAUUGUCAAAUCCAAAUUAUCACAAUGGCGAUGCCCCUGGGUUUCAUCACCUCUGGGGAAUUGUACAAGUUCCCCUCAAAGUCAAAAGCAUUAAUAAACUGCGGCUUCAGUACAGUGAUAUGGCGAUCAAUCAAGGCCAAUCAGGAAUAGAUGACUUCGGGGAUAUACCUCCAGAGCUGUUCGAGUCUGACAAGAUGAAAGUUGGAAAGAAAGUGAUAAAUGCAUGCCACGGUCCACUGGCCCAGGAGUUCUCUAAAAAAGGUUGCCCAACUAGUUUGCGAGCCAGCUUGUGGUGUCAGAUGUUAGGUGUGGAGAUCGACGAAGAAGAUACUUUGUACUAUGAACAAUUGAAAGUCAACGUCCAGCAACACGACCUUUUAGUUGACAGUCUAUUAUAUAAGGAUGUGAAGCUCACGGCAACAAACGAUGACCAAUACUUUGUCUUUGAAGACUUCCUGUAUCAGGUUCUUCUUCCAUUUUCAAGGGAUACCUACGUUCUAAAACAUUUCGCUCAGAAUAGUGCUACCCCACCUAAAUCGUAUAUACGAGGGAAAAUGGGACAGGAAGAAUUUGCAGUCAUAUAUCCCCCAAAUGGAGUAAUUCCUUUCCACGGGUUUGCCAUGUAUGUUGCACCUCUCUGCUACGUUUUUAACGAGCCCAUUUGCCUUUACUACGUCUUCAGGGAGAUGUACUGCAGACAUUUCUUUCGCCUUCACAGUAUUUCAUCUCAUCCUCAGGGGAUAUUAGCCAUCAGUCUGUUGUUCGAGACUUUACUCCAGAUCCACGAACCCGAACUUUAUUUUCACCUGAAGACUGUGGGUUGUCAUCCACUGAAAAUUUCUUUUAAGUGGCUCGUACGAGCGUUUUCUGGCUAUCUCUCCAGCGACCAAGUAUUAUUGCUGUGGGACCGAAUACUGGCACAUUCCUCUCUGGAGAUAUUAGCAGUGCUUGCUGUUGCGAUAUUUUCGUUCAGGAAAACAAAUCUGAUGAAAGUACAGUCAUACAAUGCUGCAGAGGCAGUGCUCGCUGAUUUGACAACGCUGCAGGUGAUCCCUCUCAUACAGCUGAGCCUAUUCUCAAAGUAACGGCGCUGUGUACUCUCAACGUCGGUGCUGUAGGGGAAGAGGACUUACUAAUGCAGGCACCAGACAUUUCCUACACAUCUGCAGUGAUCUGCUCUCUGGUGUAUCGUUGUAUUGUAAAAGCUACAUGCUUUGUAAAAAAACGGUCUUUAAGUAAGGUGUUGUUGGCAGAAUAGCCUGAUAUCAGACUUUGCAAUUAACAGAUAUUAUGAAGUUAGAUUACAUAAAAAUGGACGUUGUUAUAUUUUUUAUUUUUAUUUAUAUCCCAGCCAAGUGUCAGCAAAUAUGUGUUUAAGUGAGGACAUGGAUAUCAGACGUACGGUACUUUAACAUAACGGUAUAAUGAUACUGCACUCCAAUUCCUUUUUAAAAUCAAAUAGAAAUUCAAAAUUAUAAUGUAGUCAGAAAAGAAACAGAUGGAGUUUUUAUCUUAUAUCAGUGAUGUACAAUGUAAACAUUUUUACUCCUCGUUUUGUUUUCAUGUUUAUUAGUCAGACAGGAAAAAGAUAAGGCUUUUCUGUUGUUACAUUGUACUGUGGUUUGCAAUGUAAACAACUCUACAAAUCAAUUUGUUUUUUCAAUAUAAAUGUUAUGUAAGCUUUAAUGAAAAUCUGGCACAUUGUUGUCCAAAACCUGCUGCACCUUUCGAACGUCUUGCAGGACAUGUUACGUGAGUAUACCAGUUACAUUUUAGUCGACAUCGUAAGAAUUUUUGGUUCGAUACUACUGAUGUCGGUUUCCUUUACAAUAACGGUAAAUUCUACUGUAUAUUAAGUCGAUUUUUGCCACAGUUUCAAGUAUGGUAUAGUUAUUCUGUCCCUAACGGCACUCAUAUUUCGUGUUAGACAAAGCUCAUACAGAAUUAAGAUUUGAUUACGUGCUGUGUGAUCAGAGAUAUAAAAAAUGAUGAAUAUCAAUAUGCUGCACUUAUCCGUUAUAAAGAACAUACGCCAAUUGAAAAUCAUUUAUUCAAUAUAUGUAGCCCCGAACAUUAAAUCCCCAUUGACCUAAUAUGAUUGAAUAAUCUACAUGGGCAGCAAUGAGCAAAGAAAACAUUAUAGAUGUUUUCCUGUAUAUAUUAAGUUAUUUGACAUCGGAACAUUUGUGACAUUUUGGUGACUAAAGAAGAAAACAAUGGUUUUGUACUUGUUUAUCAUCUUACGUAUUUAUAUUUUUGUACUCUCAUUAUUUAAUAUACACAAAAUACAUUUAGUAUAAGUCAAUAGCAUGUAAGACAUUGAGUAUGAGUCAAUAGCAUAUAAGACAUUGAGUAUGAGUCAAUU